This is a messenger RNA of Racocetra persica, 916 nucleotides long. NCBI's taxonomy places the organism in Eukaryota, Fungi, Glomeromycota, Glomeromycetes, Diversisporales, Gigasporaceae. The record is from the annotation of a GenBank genome assembly.
CUUUAUAAUACCUAAUGCUCUUCACUCGACCUUUGUUGGACAUAAAGGUAAUGUGAAAUGUGUAGAAUUUAUUGGAGAAGAAGGAAGAGAAAUUGUUAGUGGAUCCAGUGAUAAUACCCUAAGAGUUUGGGAUAUCGGAAGUGCAAAAGAAAAAGGCAUUUUAACGGGUCAUGAAUCACGCAUUUGGGAUGUAUCAUCCAGCAAAAAUGGCUCAAUGAUAUCAAGUGCCAGCGGCGAUGGGACUAUAAAGCUGUGGGAUAUGAAAACGAGCAAAUACACAUGUGUAUCCUCAUUAACCGGUCAUUCUGGUGAUGUCUACACUGUCAAAUUUCAUCCUGGCGAUGCAAGCUAUGAUAAGACCGUUAGACUUUACGAUGUUUCUACCGGUAAAUUGGUAAAAAUGUUUACGGGACACCAGUUAUCCGUAUCGAAAGCCAUAUUUAACCCUUUGGGCAAUUUGAUAAUUAGCGGAUCAAAAGAUAAUUCAAUUAAAUUUUGGGAUAUUAUAUCGGGAUUAUGUGUUCGAACAAUAACAUCUCAUUUAGGUGAAGUAACGUGUGUUGGAAUGAACUUUAACGGAACAUUAUUAUUAAGUUGUUCAAAAGAUAAUUCUAACAGAUUAUGGGAUGUUAGAAUGGUACGCCCUGUAACAAGAUUUAAAGGACAUCAGAAUACUUCAAAAAAUUUUAUUAGAGCUGGAUUUGCAAACAAACCAUUAAUUGUUGGAGGAUCAGAGGACGGGGUUGUGUACAUAUGGGAUCAGGAUACUGGAGAAGUACUGCAAAAAUUGCGAGGGCAUGCUGGUAUAGUCUAUGAUACAAUUUGGAAUCCCAAACAAAAUUUAUUUGUCAGUUGUAGUGAUGAUAAAACCUUAAAGUCUUGGUGUUAUGAUGAAAAUUUGCCACUAGAGUUGUGA